Messenger RNA from Rhizopus microsporus ATCC 52813, 1191 nucleotides. Its product is annotated as cytosolic acetoacetyl-coenzyme A thiolase. Gene Ontology annotation, molecular function: acetyl-CoA C-acetyltransferase activity. NCBI's taxonomy places the organism in Eukaryota, Fungi, Mucoromycota, Mucoromycetes, Mucorales, Rhizopodaceae. The record is from RefSeq and is a predicted model, not a curated record. The transcript has 5 exons. Gene Ontology annotation, biological process: fatty acid beta-oxidation; ergosterol biosynthetic process. The coding region runs from base 1 to 1191 and encodes 396 amino acids.
AUGACUCAACGUGACGUUUACAUUGCUUCUGCUGUUCGUACUCCUAUUGGUGGCUUCAACGGUUCUUUAGCUUCAUUGGCUGCUACUAAGCUCGGCUCUAUUGCUAUUGAAGCUGCUCUCAAAAAGGCCAACUUACCUGCCGAUGCAGUUGAAGAAGUCAUUUUUGGUUGCGUUUUGUCUGCUGGUCUCGGUCAAAACCCUGCUCGUCAAGCUGCUCUUGGAGCUGGUCUUAAGGAUACCACUAUCUCCACUACUGUCAACAAGGUCUGCGCCUCAGGCAUGAAAGCUGUCAUCUUGGCUGCACAAACUAUUAUGCUUGGAAAUGCUGACGUCGUAGUUGCUGGUGGUAUGGAAUCCAUGUCUAACACUCCCUACUACUUACCCAAGCAGCGCUUUGGUUCCACAUACGGUAACACUGAAGUUGUUGACGGCAUUGUCAAGGAUGGUCUUACCGAUGUCUACAAUGACUACCUGAUGGGUGUUGCUGCUGAAGAAUGUGCUGCUGAAUACCAAGUUACCCGUGAACAACAAGAUGACUACGCCAUCGAAUCUUACAAGCGUGCUCAAGCCGCCUUUGCUGCUGGCCACUACAAGGAAGAAAUUGUUCCUGUCACUGUUUCUGGUGGUCGUGGUAAGCCUGACCGUGUUAUUGAGAUGGAUGAUGAAGUCUCCAAGUUGAACGAAGAAAAGCUUCGUGCUGUUCGUCCUGCUUUCCAACCCAAGAACGGCACUGUUACUGCACCAAACUCCUCUCCUUUAUCUGAUGGUGCUUCUGCUCUUGUUCUUGUCUCUGCUGAGGCUGCUAAGAAAUACAAUUUGACCUUAAUUGCCAAGAUUCGUGGUUGGGGUGAAGCUGAACAAGCUCCUGCUCGUUUCACUACUUCUCCUGCUUACGCUAUUCCCAAGGCUAUCAAGCACGCUGGAUUAACUCCUGAAGAUAUCUCUUACUAUGAAAUCAAUGAAGCCUUUUCUGUUGUCGCCUGUGCCAACAAGAAGAUCUUGAACCUUCCCUCUGAGAAAGUGAAUAUUUGGGGCGGUGCUGUUGCCAUGGGUCAUCCCUUGGGCUGUUCUGGUGCUCGUAUUAUCACAACACUCACUUCAGUAUUAAAGAACAAGGAAGCCAAAUUCGGCGCUGCAGGUGUCUGUAAUGGUGGUGGCGGUGCCUCUGCUGUUGUCAUUGAACUUGUUUAA